UCCAUUUCUGUCUCUUUCUCUGUGCACGAGCUCGGCUCCUGCGGGCGCGCGCCUACCGUGCGUGACGUCACUGCUGUGAAGAAGAUGGCGGCGCUCGUGAAGGCGGAAGUGUGUGAGUUUCGUCCUCCUUGGCUCGUGUGACGGCCCUCUGCAGGCUGGAGGAGUGUGUGAACUUCAACAUGAACAACAAGGACGACGCCACAGAGUCCGAGAGCAGCGUUCAGAUGAAAGUGUUUUUGCCCAAUAAGCUGCUGGAGUGUUUGCCUCCAACCCCGGCUUUACCCAAAGAGAGACUGCGCUGGAACACAAACGAGGAAAUUGCAUCCUUCCUGAUUUCUUUCGACAGACAUGACGAGUGGCUCUCCUGUUCCCUUAAGACCAGGCCGCAGAACGGUUCAAUCAUACUGUACAAUCGCAAGAAGGUCAAAUACCGGAAAGAUGGAUACUGCUGGAAGAAGAGAAAAGAUGGAAAGACGACAAGAGAGGAUCACAUGAAGCUGAAGGUUCAGGGCAUGGAGUGUCUUUACGGUUGCUAUGUUCAUUCCUCCAUCGUCCCAACAUUCCACAGGAGAUGCUAUUGGCUGCUGCAGAAUCCAGACAUUGUGCUUGUGCACUACCUGAACGUGCCGUCGCUUGAGGACAGUGUGAAGUCAUGUGGUCCGGUGUCCUGCACUCUGACCGACCGGCGAGACAGUCUGCGCUGGAGCCGAGAUGAGCUACUGUCACAACUCAAACCCAUGUUCCACAGUUUGAAAUGGUCUUGUGGAGGCAACGGUGCUGUGGAGCUCUCGGUGGAGCAGAUGGUGCAACAGAUCCUAGAAACACAACAGACCAAACCACAACCGCGAACACACACCUGCCUCUGUGCUUCUCCUGGAUCCAACAUUCCUCACCGCUGCAACAGCACAAAGCAUCGCAUCAUCUCCCCGAAACUGCCCGCGCCAUACCCUGCCCUCACCGAGCUGCAGAAUCUGGCCAGCGAAGGCUCGGGGACGGAGCUCAGCCGGGAGGCGGGGCCAGGAGAUGCUUUAGUGGCUGUCCUGCCUUCAGAACGAAAGCAGCCACCAGGAACGCCAGAAGACGGUGGGCGGGUUGAGGAAACAGUGGGUGUGGCUUCCCCAUGCUCCGCCUCCUCCUCCUCAUCAUCUUCAAGUCCGCCCCAAACACAACGAGCACCAACGAUCUCUCUAAGCAACGGAAAUGGAUUUCAGAGGGGUGGAUUGGCGACUGUGGCACUCCCGCAAAAUGCAGUCAUCGUCAUGACGACGGCAGUGGGGCGUGGCUGUGGGGAGGAGUCAAACGGCGAGUUAGGCUCCACCCGAUUGUCGCUAACCCGUGCAGGCGGUCGGCUUGUUUUAUCUCCCGUCCCGCCCAAACAGGACACGCCCUCCCCUCCGAGCUCCACCUCCCCACCAAGCCCUAUUCCUGCUAAUCAGGGCGUGGCCACACUGUCACUCACUCUGCUGUCCAGCCCUGUGAUUGGCAGUCUGCAGCUGACCGAACGCAUUGUUCCGGAAACAACUACAGCACUCCUGCACCCGUCGUCCCCGUCUCUGCUGCCGUUCGACCCAGACUCCUUCCUCAAUAGCCCCAAACAGGGGCAGACAUAUGGAGGCCCCGCCCUCACACCACACUCUAACUCCGCCUCCUCCUCCCCGUCUCCUCCUCCUUCAACAUCUCCUCAGCCUCCGUCUCUGGCUUUAUCUCCCACUUCUCCACCUUCGUCUCUGUCUUCUUUCUCCUCUGAAGUGGAGAGGAAGAGUAAUCCCGCUCGUCCUUCCUCCAGUCCGGCUUCUUUAUCUCUGUCUUUAUCUCCAGCACCGAUGACUCCGACUCUGCUGUGUUUGGAGUCAGCAUUAGGCCUGGAUUCAUUGAAUCCUUCCCUAUCCACAAAUAGCAGAGCUCCGCCUACUGAAAUGGACACUCAAGCCCCGCCCACUCACAGCACUUCUCCUCCUGCAUUUGAAUCUCAAGCCCUGCCUUGCAACUUACAGACCAUUCCGCUUUCUCCUCCUACGUCUGCCCUCGAAGUUCUGCCAAUCAAUCAAGAAGGAGAAAAGGCGGAGCUUAGGCAGCCGCAGCUUCAAAUGCAGUCUUGUCUUCUUCAAUCGCACUCUAUGUGCAUCGAACCACAAACUCCGCCCCCGGCCACGCCCACUCCUAUACAGGUGAAGGAGGAGCAGUCUCCACCCACUCAUUUUGAGUCAGAAGUCACGCCCAUGGACACCACCCACUGCACCCAUAUGGAUGGCGAGGAGGCUGGGCUUACAUUUGACUCCGCCUUCCCUGACCUCAUCUCUGAGCUGAUUACGGAUGAUGCUGUUGGCCACGCCCCCACUCCAGAUCCACCUGUUUACCCCGUCCGCUACAUGGUUCCGCCGCAGCCGUCGCCCUCCAGUUCGUUUCUACCCUUCACACUCCUCACCAACACACACACGCUCGCGGCCGGCGGCGCUGCGGAGGACACACAGCGCCUGACCAACAUCACAGACUUCUCCCCGGAGUGGUCAUACCCAGAGGGAGGAGUGAAGGUGCUGAUCACGGGUCCAUGGUCCGAGACGGACGGCAGAUACUCAUGUGCGUUCGACCAGAGCAGAGUUCCCGCAUCUCUUAUUCAGCCAGGUGUCUUGCGCUGCUACUGUCCAGCUCAUGAAGCGGGUCUGGUGGCUCUUCACGUGCUGAAGGACUCGAUCCCUGUUUCUUCUUCUGUGCUGUUUGAGUAUCGCGCUCGUAACGCCUCGUCUUUACCCAGCUCACAGCUGGACUGGCUGUCACUAGACG
Messenger RNA from Danio rerio (zebrafish), 2781 nucleotides. NCBI's taxonomy places the organism in Eukaryota, Metazoa, Chordata, Actinopteri, Cypriniformes, Danionidae. The record is from RefSeq and is a predicted model, not a curated record.